AUGUCCACUGAAAGCUCCGGCUCCCCUUCGUCCAAAACCGCACCACCACAAGUGUCCCUGGAUACGAAGCCAGCCGAACGAGCCAGACAACGCUUCUCUGUCACCGGAAAUGCCAUAGUCACUGGCGGUGCAGGGGGUAUAGGCUCAGUAUCUUGUCGCGCCCUAUUGGAACAUGGUUUGAAAGGCCUGGCUAUUUUCGACCUACACCCAGACGAAGCCCAGAGAACCAUCGCGAAACUCCAGCCUGACUUCCCAGACACAACUAUCACGUUCUACAAGGCCGACAUCACGAACCCAGACUCUGUCACGGAAGCUGUGAGGAAUGUCCACGAUUCCCUCGGGUCCAUCGACGUGAUGGUCUGCUUCGCCGGGAUCGCGGGCUCGGUGCACGCGUUGGAUAUGAGCCCACAGGAAUGGAAUAGGAUGCUCCAGGUUAACACUACGGGCGCUUUUUUAUGUGCCCAAGCCGCAGCCAAGUUCAUGAGCCAGGCAAAUGGAGGAAGUAUUAUCCUGACAUCGAGUAUAUCCGGCCACGUUGUCAAUUUCCCUCAGCCUCAGGUCCAUUACAAUGCGGCAAAAGCUGCUAUUCUAUCGAUGAAUUCUUCUCUAGCGGCGGAGUGGGCACGAUACGGGAUCCGGGUUAAUAGUAUUAGCCCUGGGUAUAUGGAUACUAUUUUGAAUGAGGGAGAGGGACUCGAGGUGUUGAGGCAGGAGUGGGCGAAGCGGAACCCAUACGGUCGCAUGGGCCAGCCGGAGGAAUUGACUGGGGCUGUUAUUCUGCUGGCAAGCACGGCUGGGAGUUAUAUUACUGGUGCUGAUAUUCUGGUUGACGGUGGCAUUACUGUGUUUUGACCGAGCAAGGCUUUAUACAGUACUUCUUUGUGAUAGAUAGCAAC
Aspergillus versicolor CBS 583.65 is the source of this 896-nucleotide messenger RNA. RefSeq lists its product as uncharacterized. The transcript is spliced from 2 exons. The record is from RefSeq and is a predicted model, not a curated record. Gene Ontology annotation, molecular function: oxidoreductase activity, acting on the CH-OH group of donors, NAD or NADP as acceptor. Bases 1 to 852 code for a protein of 283 amino acids. NCBI's taxonomy places the organism in Eukaryota, Fungi, Ascomycota, Eurotiomycetes, Eurotiales, Aspergillaceae.